AAAGACUAUUUUGAAGAGACUGUGAAAAUCAAUUGAAAAACAAUGACAACAACAACAACAACACCAGCGAUGAUACCGUCGAAGAACUCGUUUGAUCGCUUCGGCGAUGAUUUGGCGGAAAUAUUGCUUCAAUAUCUGCCAACUGAUGACAAACUAAGACUUGAAUCGGUGUCCAAACAGUGGCAGUCAUUGAUAUUCAAUGGACAAACUGAUCUGUAUCAAUAGUUUGACAAACUUGAAGACUGUGGACAUCAUUAUAAACUGGAAAACACGUUUAGAUAUCAUAUUAGCUAAUUAUGGCCAACAAAUCAAACAAUUGAAUCUAUCACUUGAUGAUGAACUUGAAGAUGACAGCAACAACUUCAAGACACUAAGAGACUGUUUGUCACAAAUGCAACAAUUGAAACAACUGGCCAUUAGUUUGCCCGUAGAUUUUGGCACCGAUCAGACCGUUCAACUGUUGACAACAAUUGGCCGCCGAUGUCGACAACUGUUAGAGUUUAGCUAUUCAUCAAACGAAACAUCGAUUGACUUAAUUAUCCAAAUAUUUGUGACAAUCACUGAACAUAUCUCACCAAAAUUGAGACGAUUAUCACUGAAUUGUUGGCCUAUAUCUGGCGAAGAGUCCAAUUAUGACGAAGAGUUAGUAGUGAUAACCAGCGGAUCUUUGAAACGAUUUUAUCGAUUAACACAUUUGACACUUCGUGUAGGCUAUUGGGGUAUAAUUGGAGACCAGUUUUUCCGUGAUAUUCACUGCAAUCUACCGCGACUACAGUAUAUCAGAUGCUUUGAAUCGUCCAUUACUGAUGAGUCGAUCCAAGCUAUGGUACAGUUGGUACACCUCAUGGAUAUCUAUCUACUGUGCGAUCCAAACAAACUGAUGACAACUGAAAUCAUAUCAAUAAUAUCCAAUCAAUUACUAAUCGAUAGUAAUAUUAAGCACUUGUUUAUCGAGUAUUGGUUAUCAAAACAGAUGCAAAAAGAUUUUGUUUGCGGCAAAUAUGAUAUCUAA
Oppia nitens is the source of this 1012-nucleotide messenger RNA. RefSeq lists its product as uncharacterized. The transcript is spliced from 2 exons. The record is from RefSeq and is a predicted model, not a curated record. Bases 200 to 1012 code for a protein of 270 amino acids. NCBI's taxonomy places the organism in Eukaryota, Metazoa, Arthropoda, Arachnida, Sarcoptiformes, Oppiidae.